UGGACACACACGUGUGCACUGUGGUGUCCCGAGGUUUUCCCAUGCCCUGGUGUCUGCGGAGCCAGGAGGACGCCGGGGGGGCUGCAAAGAUGCAGGGGGGACACACAGGGCGUUAGGAGAACCUUCAGGAGGUGGCCCUGUCCCCAUCCCGCUGGGACACAGCUUUCCCUGCCUCCCUGCAGGAGCACACGCACUGGGGGGGCUCGAGAUGUAUCCAGGCUGGGGGUUCCCUGGGGGGCACCCACACCUGGGCUGCCCCCACUGUGGGGGGGACAAUAUUUGCCCCUGUGGACUCGCCAUGCCCUAACACCCCGUGGCAGGAGGCCUGGGGAGGGAGCUUUUUUUUGGGGGGGGGGGACACCCCAGCCCCCAAGGUGACAAGAUCUGCAAAGCUUCUCCGGCUCCAUCCUCGCUGAGCCGCCCGUGGGUACCCCGGUAUCCAUGGCGAUGGGAGGAUGCCCCCCCCUCCGCCCCCCCAGCCGCUGCCGCAGCCGCAGCCGGCGGUGACGGUGGCACGGGAGCGAUGCUCGGCGCUGGAGACCCCCGGCCGGAGGAGAGCUGGAGCUGGAGCCCCCCGGCCCCAUGCAGGCGCUGCGGAACCCGGAGCCCGGCGGGGAGCCUUCCAAUGGCAGCUGGGCCAACGCCAGCGAGAGCCACCUCCUGAAGGAGAACUACACCUUCUUGGCCUACUACCAGCACUCCUCACCCGUGGCCGCGGUGUUCAUCCUGGCCUACACCUUCAUCUUCCUCAUGUGCAUGAUUGGCAACAUCCUGGUGUGCUUCAUCGUGGUGAAGAACCGCCAGAUGCGGACGGUCACCAACAUGUUCAUCCUCAACCUGGCCAUCAGCGACCUGCUGGGUGGCCCUUUGACAACACCAUGUGCAAAAUGAGCGGCCUGGUGCAGGGCAUGUCUGUCUCAGCCUCGGUCUUCACGCUGGUGGCCAUCGCUGUGGAGAGGUUUCGCUGCAUCGUCCACCCCUUCCGGCAGAAGCUGACGCUGAGGAAAGCCCUGGUGACCAUCGCUGUCAUCUGGGUGCUGGCCCUGCUCAUCAUGUGCCCCUCCGCCAUCACCCUGACCGUCACCAGGGAGGAGCACCACUUCAUGGUGGACACCUACAACAACUCCUACCCCCUCUACUCCUGCUGGGAGGCCUGGCCCGAGACUGAGAUGAGGAGGAUCUACACCACCGUCCUCUUCUCCCACAUCUACGUGGCCCCCCUGGCCCUCAUCGUUGUCAUGUACACCCGCAUCGCCUUCAAGCUCUUCAAGUCGGCGGCGCCCGCUCACGGCGCCCGGCCCGAGGAGCCUGAGGGGAGGAAGGUGUCUCGCAGGAAGGCGAAGGUCAUCAACAUGCUCAUCAUCAUGGCCCUCUUCUUCACCCUCUCCUGGCUGCCCCUCUGGACGCUGAUGCUGCUGAUGGACUACGGGUGCCUCAGCGAGCGCCAGCUCCGCCUGGUCGCCGUCUAUGUCUUCCCCUUCGCCCACUGGCUGGCCUUCUUCAACAGCAGCGCCAACCCCAUCAUCUACGGCUACUUCAACGAGAACUUCCGACGGGGCUUCCAGGAGGCCUUCAGGGCCCCUUUCUGCUCGCCACCGCGUCGGCGCCACCGCGGGCCCUACGGCGCCCGCAACCGCGUCUUCACCCUGGCCCGGGCCAGCGACUCGCCCCCGCACUCCGAAUCGGGGCCCCUGGCGCCUCGCCGAACCGGCGUCCCCGCUUGGGAUGGCUGAGCAGCCAUGGCCACCACCCUGCCUGGUCACCAUGGGGCCCGGUGGGGACAUCAUGCAUGACACUCUGGUACAGAGGAACCCCAAUGUUGUCAUGGUUUGGUGGCCUUGAUGUGGGGCAUGAACUUCCAACCCAAGGGCUUGUUGUGGGGAGGAAUGAGGAUUAAAAUAAAUGCACGUCUUGCUGAUGCCAUGUCCCCGAGUCCCACCGGUGUCCCCCCUUUACCCGGUCCCUGCCCCACAGCAGCGGAGAGAAGGUGUGUGAGAGUGGCCAUGCCAGGAGAAACCAUGCCAUGCUGUUGAUGCCAUGUGAUGCCGUAUCUUGCUAGACCAUGCCAUCCCAUGCUGAGGCGGCCUUGGUGGACCACACAACACUGCGGCAGCCUUGGUGGACCAUGCCAUGCUGUGGUGGCCUGGGUGGACCAUGCCAUGCUGUGGUGGCCCUGGUGGCCCACGUCAACCCAUGCUGUUGAGGCUAUAGUGUGCCAUGCUGUGGUAGGCUUGGUGGACUGUGCCACCCCAUGCUGUGGUGACCUCGGUGGACCAUUCCAUGCUUUGGUGGCCCUGGUGGACCACGCCAUA
Messenger RNA from Anas platyrhynchos (mallard), 2312 nucleotides. NCBI's taxonomy places the organism in Eukaryota, Metazoa, Chordata, Aves, Anseriformes, Anatidae. The record is from RefSeq and is a predicted model, not a curated record.